Messenger RNA from Plasmodium relictum, 795 nucleotides. RefSeq names its product conserved Plasmodium protein, unknown function. The transcript has a single exon. The coding region runs from base 1 to 795 and encodes 264 amino acids. NCBI's taxonomy places the organism in Eukaryota, Apicomplexa, Aconoidasida, Haemosporida, Plasmodiidae. The record is from RefSeq and is a predicted model, not a curated record.
AUGCAUAAAUCACGAAACAAAAACAAGAAUGAUACAUAUAAAGAGGUUUGCACUCCUAUUAAAAAGACUAGAAAAAAAGACACUGAAAUAGGUACCAUUUUAAAAAAAGAAGAUAGUUUUACAUUAAAAAAAAGUAAUUCAGAAAAUUUUAAGGCUUUAACAAAAAAAAAAUCUUUAUCGUUUGAUAAAUCAAAAAAGCUUCAAAAAAAAGUUUCCAAUAUGCCAAAAAUAACAAUGGUUAAUUUUUUUAAAUGCCCUUUAGCUUACCACACCAAUUUUUUGGGUACUAUACUUUUUAUAAUAGGAAGUGUUUUUUUUAUUUUUUCAAAUUUAUAUAUAUCUGGCUGCUUAAUUUUUGCAUUAGCAUGUUUGCUAUGUCUGUAUAGCAAUGUAAUAGGAGCUACUAAUAUUAGAUUAAAAAGGAAAAAUGAAUUUUUAGGUUUUAUAUUUUACACAAUUGGAUGUUUAAUUUUUACUGUUGGAUCUAUUUAUAGUUGUUUUAAAGAUGAUUAUUAUGCAGUAGGUAGUUUUAUAAUAGGUAGUUUAUUUUUUUUAAUUGGAGCAAUUUUUUUUUUCUUUUCAAUAAAGAUUAGAAAAAUUAAUCUUGUUAAUUACAAAAUUUUAACUGUAUUUGUUUCAAAUUUUAUUGGAGGAGUUUUGUUUACUGUCGGUAGUAUAUUCUUUCUUUACUCUCAUUUAUAUAUCGAAGCCUGCUUCCUUUUUAUUAUAGGUAGUGUUUUAUUUACAUUGGCUACAUGGCUUGAUUAUAUUAUUUACAUUAAUGAUACCUUUUAA